This is a messenger RNA of Erinaceus europaeus (western European hedgehog), 1824 nucleotides long. RefSeq names its product CUB and zona pellucida like domains 1 (gene CUZD1). Lineage: Eukaryota; Metazoa; Chordata; Mammalia; Eulipotyphla; Erinaceidae. The record is from RefSeq and is a predicted model, not a curated record. The transcript has 9 exons. Gene Ontology annotation, cellular component: cell surface. The coding region runs from base 1 to 1824 and encodes 607 amino acids.
AUGGAGGCUGUGAGAAGGUUGGUCCUUCUGAUGCUUUUCAUGGAGGGGCCUUUGGCCCAGAUGAAUCUCAUUGGGUCUGAAGGCAAAGCAACCUGCACCGCCAGCCUGGGAGGCUCCAGCCAGUCCGAAGUCCAUAAAACCAUGAUCCUGCAGCUCAACCCCAGUGAGGACUGCACCUGGACCAUCGAAGGAAAAGAAGACAAAAGUGUCCGGCUCAUCUUCACCUAUUUCCAACUGGACCCAGAUGCAAGCUGUGAACGUGAGCACAUUAAGGUCUUUGAAGGAAACUCCACCAAGGGGGCACUGCUAGGGAAAGUCUGCAGUAAGAGCGACUUCGUCCCUGUGUACCAACCAUCCUCCCACACGAUGGCGAUCCAGAUAGUCACGGACUCAGCCCGGGUGCCGCGAAUGGUCUUCAUCUUCUACUACUUCUUCUCUCCCGACACCUCUAUUCCAGACUGUGGUGGCUACCUGGACUCUCUGGAAGGUUCCUUCUCCAGUCCCAAUUACCCAAGUCCACAUCCCGAACCGGCCUAUUGUGUGUGGUACCUACAAGUGAAGAAGGGAUACAAGAUACAGUUAAACUUCAAAGAGAUUUUCCUGGAGGUGGACGAUCACUGUAGGUUUGACUUCAUUGCCAUCUACGACGGCUCGUCCACCACCUCUGGCCUGAUUGGGAAAGUGUGUGGCCAAGCGACACCCACCUUCGAGUCCUCCUCCAACUCCUUGACUGUUGUGCUCUCUACGGAUUAUGCCAACUCCUACCGAGGCUUCUCGGCUACCUACACAUCUAUUUACGUAGAAAAUGUCAACACUACAUCUUUAACUUGCUCUUCUGACAAGAUGAUAGCCAUCAUAAGUAAAUCCUACCUGGAAUCACUGAACUAUAGAGGGGAUGAACUCCAACUAAGUGACCCAGCUUGCAGACCCCAAGUAACAAGUGUCGUGGAAUUUUAUAUUCCUCUUGAUGGAUGUGGCACAAUAAGAAAGGUGGAAGACCACUCAAUGAUUUACACCAACAUAAUCACCUUCUCGGCAUCCCCGGUGUCUGAGGUGAUCACCCGUCAGAAGCGUCUGCAGAUCAUUGUCAAGUGUGAAAUGGAGCACAACUCCACCGUGGAGAUUAUGUAUGUGGCACAGGACGACGUCAUUCAGAACCAGAGCGGGCUGGGCCGAUACAACACAAGCAUGGCUCUGUUUGAGUCGGACUCAUUCGACAAGCCCUUGCCGGAGUCCCCCUACUAUGUGGAUUUGAACCAGCUUCUGUUUGUUCAAGUCAGUCUGCACACCUCAGACCCGAAUUUGGUGGUGUUUCUUGACACCUGCAGAGCCUCUCCCACCUCCGACUUUGCAUCCGUAACCUAUGACCUCAUCAACAGUGGAUGUGCCCGAGAUGAGACUUGCAAGGUGUACCCUUUACUGGAACACCAUGGAAGAUUCCAGUUUAAUGCCUUCAAAUUCUUGAGACACCUAGGCUCCGUGUACCUGCAGUGCAAGGUGUUGAUCUGUGACAGUAGAGACCCCCAGUCUCGAUGCAGCCAGGGCUGUCUCUCCAGGAGGAAGCGAGAUAUAUCUUCCUACAAAUGGAAGAUGGAUUCUGUCAUGGGACCCAUUCGUCUGAAAAGGGAUCGGACUUCAGGUGGAAAUUCAGAAGUUCAGCAUCCAGCCAACGCAGAAGGAACUCAGAAUCUACCUUUCAACAGUCUGCAUCUGUUUGCCUUCACGGUCCUUGCUCUAAACAUCGUGAUUGUGGCAUCAGUCACAGUGAGAUAUCUGGUGACUCAGAGGACAAACUACAAAUACCAGAAACUUCCGGACUACUAG